UACAAAAAAUUGCUGAUAGUUUUCAAAGGCUAGUCGAAGAAAUGACAAGGGUAGGAGAUGCACUUGAGAUUCCGAGGAGGAAUAACAUAAUAAAUGAUGAUAUGCCAGGAAGAGAUAAUCACCAAAAUGAACCCCUUGAAAGACAAAAUAAUGAUAAUCAAGAUAUGCGAAGGAAUAAUGGUAAUUGGCAGAGAGAUGUUAGAAUGGUUAAUAGAGGUCAAGAUGCAGAUCAGAUUUUGCAUGUUUGGGAUAAUAUAAAAAGGAAUCAGAAUAAUGAGGGGAAUUAUCAACAAAAUGCUUAUAAUCACGUAAUCGGGAAUUGA
Messenger RNA from Sphenostylis stenocarpa, 323 nucleotides. The record is from the annotation of a GenBank genome assembly. Lineage: Eukaryota; Viridiplantae; Streptophyta; Magnoliopsida; Fabales; Fabaceae.